Molecule: messenger RNA, 8114 nt
Organism: Diabrotica virgifera virgifera (western corn rootworm)
Lineage: Eukaryota; Metazoa; Arthropoda; Insecta; Coleoptera; Chrysomelidae
Product: T-box transcription factor TBX10
Exons: 9
Coding region: 361-1674 (437 amino acids)
Biological process (GO): cell fate specification; regulation of transcription by RNA polymerase II; positive regulation of DNA-templated transcription
Cellular component (GO): nucleus
Molecular function (GO): DNA-binding transcription factor activity, RNA polymerase II-specific; RNA polymerase II cis-regulatory region sequence-specific DNA binding
Source: RefSeq, a predicted model, not a curated record
GCAAAAAGCUCCAAAAUUGUCAUGGCUUACGUUGACAACAUGUGUGAAAAUUCAAAGAUUCAGUCUAUCAACGAUCUUCAUUAGAGUGUAGUUGGCCGUGAAAAGUGCGAUUUUGUUUUCGGUGUAUGUUAAAUGAUAUAAAAAUUUGGAAAUAGGAUGCUGAAAGGUCCUUGUCAACAAAGAUAUUAGUUUGGUUUCGGAACUAUUUAUUAAACUAUUAUUUAUUUGUGCGCGUGGACUAAGUAACUGUUUGAUUUAUUUGUUUUUGUUUUGACUUUUUUGUGUAACAAAUAUUUUCAACAAAAGAUAAUAAGUGGUCCGUUAUGAAUUAAUAAAUAAUUUUACUACAACAUAAAUGAUAUGGAUUCAUCAACAGUGCCAUACCAAUCCCAUUUCGGAUAUUCGUCUUCCGAUAUGAGUUGGUCCUAUGCUUCCAAUAUUACACCGAUGAAACAGAUUGAAGCUUGUCUCCAAAGUGCCGGAAAAGACCGAAAAGCUUACUCGCCUUUAGAUCAAGCAGACGCAUUAUCACUGGACGAAAAUGAUACAAAUAGAACAGAAAAUAAUAACAGAACGACAGCUCAUAAUAAGAACCACUCCAAUUCAAACACAACUUCUCCUGCCUUGGCUAACGCUGGUGCAAUAUUAGAAAUGAAACAUCUCUGGGACGAAUUCCAUAGUUUAGGAACAGAGAUGAUCGUUACGAAAGCCGGAAGACGAAUGUUCCCAACCUUUCAGGUUAAGCUUUGCGGACUGGACCUACAUUCAGAGUACAUGUUGAUGAUGGAUUUUGUGCCAGUUGAUGACAAAAGAUACCGAUACGCUUUUCACAGUUCCAGUUGGGUAAUAGCUGGAAAAGCAGAUCCUGUAUCGCCUCCUCGGAUACACGUUCACCCUGAUAGUCCUGCCACUGGAGCUCAAUGGAUGAAACAGACUGUGUCAUUCGAUAAACUGAAGCUGACCAAUAAUCAGUUGGAUGACAAUGGCCACAUUAUAUUGAAUUCCAUGCAUCGAUAUCAGCCACGGUUCCAUAUUGUUUACUUACCUCCAAAAAAUUUAAGUUCAGCAGAUGAAAAUUCCAAUGAAAAUUUCAAAACAUUCGUUUUUUCUGAAACAUCAUUCACAGCUGUUACAGCGUACCAAAACCAUAGGAUAACUCAACUUAAAAUAGCAAGUAAUCCUUUUGCGAAAGGAUUUAGAGACUGUGAUCCGGACGACAGUUCCGAAGUGGUUAGUCAACCAGCUCCAUCACCAAGGAAUAGACCUACUUCUCGAUCAACUCCAAAUAACUUAAACAAAGAUGACGAUACACAGGACCAAAAUCUGCAUUCGACGGAAAACACUCGACAAACCCACCCCUCAAUGAUCUUCCAAAAUCGGUAUCAAAAUACCACCCAGUCUACAGCUCCUCCACUCCUACAAUCCAACAUCCUUUCAGCAGGACUCAGUACAAUAGGACAACCAUAUUCCGCAGAUAUUUGUAACUACGGACCCAUGUACCACUCCCAUAAUCUUCUUCACAAUUACAACCCUGUGUACAGUAACGAAAAAGCAAUGAGAGCGCCAAAUUUUGGUAGAACGGUAUAUGGAAACUAUUCCGGGUUCUAUGGUAACAACGGUAAUUUUAGAAGUGCGGGCCUACAUCAAAACGGGUACGACUUUUCGCCGAGAUGAAUAUAUUGUAAAUAAAAUCAGUAUUCAAAUGUUGAAUAUGUUACCUGUGUGAGUCCAUUUCAAAUAUGGGAAAAUGAUAUAAAUUAAUAAACUUACUCACAACCACUUAUAUUUUACCACAAACGACCGGUUUUGCUUUCUAUAGUUAACAAAGCACCGUCAGGUCUCUGGUACAGCAAAAUUAAAUGCUAAAAUUACAAUAACCAGAAUUAAUAUGCUGUUUGGUACAAUUUGAAAACAAUAAAUUGAUCAAACCAAUAUUAUACAGUGAUGAGCGCGCUAAUAACCGGCAAAAUAACGAAAAAGAUGGAAAACGUAAUACGUUGUGAAAUAGAAAGAGAUGAAACUAGUAGAGGUGGGAAAUUAUCGGUAUAAACCUAUAAAUUAACAUUACAUUAAGAUAUUUCCCACCUUUAGACAUGAGCUCUACCUAGUUGACUUCAGUCGGAAUAAUAUACGUAUGACGUUUAGUAAAAUAUUUUAGUUGAGGUAUUUUUAUUAUUAGUUUGAUUUAUAAUGAAAAUAUCUACUAAUUAAUGUUUUUUUUUACUAGCAUCUGUCUUAAUUUAUUCAAUAAUUUGUUCUAACAUGGGAAAUUAAAAUAAAAUGUUUUUCGACGUCGUACUUAUAAUAAUUAUUAUGACUGAAGUCAACUAGUUCUAAGCUCAUGCAUCAAAGUGGGAAAAUUAGUAAUGUAAUAUACAUUUAUAUGUUUAUACCAAUAAUUUACCACCUCUACCAGUAAUCACUUCUUAUUUCACUACGUCUUAUCCAUCUUUUGCGAUAUUUUGCCGAAAAAUAAAACAUCCUGGCGCGCAUUUUUUAUUUCUUAAUUCAUUAUCAAGAACUAUCCAAUAUAAUAAUACUAAACUAGAACAAUAACAGAAAAUAUUACUAAUAAGAUUUAAACUAGGUACAAAUCUGCAAGAAAUGUUUAAAAUGAUCUCCUUUACAGGUAACAGAAGAAUUUUAUAUUCAUCUUUUUCGUACGGGUAAUGGUCUGGUACCUUCUAAAACUCACCAAAUUUCAUUUUCAUAGCUCAACUGGUCUUAGAGCAAUAAAUAAAUUGGCAGUUUGAAAUAAAAAUUUCAACACCCCGUAUCGCGGACACAAAGCAUUUGCGGACAUAUAUUAUAGAUCAAACCGGCAUUAUUUUUUCAUGUCGAAUUAGCCCUUAAAAUGUUUCAUACUUAUUUACUAACACCCUGUAUAUGUGUUAUCAUACUCAUAGUUCAGUUGUGUCUAGUUGGGAGUUGAUGGACUUGGGCUUAGCUGCACUAAUAAACUCAUUAACUAAAUAACUAUACUAAAUUUAAAAUCAAGAUGCAGUAGAAAUAAACAAACCAAGACACGUUAAAUGCUACUAGGAGCACUCCCAAAUCAUAUAAUUUAUAAUGUAUAUAUACAUUGUAAAUCCCGAAUCAUGAUUUCCAAAGUUUAUACAUUGUAAAUCCCAAAUCAUGAUUUCCAAAGUUUACACAUUGUAAAUUAUGACUCGGGAGUGCUCCUAGUAGCAUUUAACGUGUCUUGGUUUGUUUAUUUCUACUACAUCUUGAAUGUAAAUUUAGUAAAAGUGAUCAAUUUAUUGUUUUCGAUUUGUACCAGACAGCAUACUAAUUCUGGUUAUUGUAAUUUCAACAUUUAAUUUUGCUGUACCGGAGACCUGAUGAUGUUUUGCAAGGCAUAAAGAAAGCGAAACCGGUCGUAUGUGGUAAAAUAUAAGCGAAGUCUAUUAAUUUUUUCAUUUUCCCAUACUUAAAAUCAGUAUUUUUGAUACAAAUAAAAAUAUAACGAAAUUGUGAUUGCUAAGUUGUAUAUCUAAAUUCUAAAUACGAAUUAAAUAUGAAAAUAGUUUUUCAAAAGCUAUUUUAAAUACUUUAUAGACGUAAAUAUUAGUCCAGUCCAGGAAUAGCGAACCUUUUUAUAUUAGAAGGCCAAUUUUCAUUUUACCAUUUUUGAGAAGGCCGCAUCCAUAUAUACACUGUGUCCGUAAAGUAUGGAACAAAUUCUUUUUUAGCUAAACAGAGCAUUUUAAGAAAUAAUCCUGAAACACGUCGAUUUUUGAUUUUAAUUUACCGUAUUUUAAAAUAAUAUUCUAAUAUACAGGGCGAAUUACUUUCGAGUAAUGACGUCACCGUCAUUUUUUUUUAAAUGGAACACCCCAAUUUUGUCUCAAUUUUCGGAUUACUCUAGCUGAGCUGAUUUCAAAAAUGUAUCACAUGUUGAUUCAAAUUGGUACAGGGUGGACAAAAAUACAAUAGCUUUGUGUAUGUUCUUAAAGUAACGCGUUAGUUAAAUUAACAAUAUUAUCAAAAAUACUUAUUGUAUUUUUGAUAUUUUAAUUAAUUUUUGAUUUUAAUUAAUUUUUGAUAUUGUUUAAUUUAAUAUUUUAAUUUAAUAUCAAAAAUUAAUUAAAAUUUAAUAAUAUGAGCACACACAAAACUAUUGUAUUUUUGUCCACCCUGUACCAAUUUGAAUCAACAUUUGAUACAUUUUUGGAAUCAGCUCAGCUAGAAUAAUCCGAAAAUUAAGACAAAAUGGGGGUGCUGCAUUAAAAAAAAUGACGGUGACGUCAUUUCUCGUAAGUAAUUCACCCUGUAUAUUAGAAUAUUAUUUUAAAAUACGGUAAAUUAAAAUAAAAAAUCGACGUAUUUCAGGAUUAUUUCUUAAAAUGCUCUGUUUAGCUAAAAAAGAAUUUGUUCCAUACUUUACGGACACAGUGUAUAUACGAUUUAAUUAAAGGGAUUUAUAUGCAAAAUUAAAAUACAUAAUUUUCUUUGCAAUUAAAUAGUUUAUUUUUUAAAAUGACAUACAAUUAAUAAAUUCCAAAAAAUUUGACAUUUAAUUUUACGAUCCAGAAAAUUUAAUGGGAUUUCUGUGGUUGUUUAUUGGAUGACAAAAAAGAAAUAUUUGGUUCAAUUGACGUGGUACGUAAUUUAAGUUGAUCUUCCAAAUGAACAUCACUUAUUUGACUUCUUUUUGAGGCGGGUUUUAAUUUGAGUCAUGUAUGAAAAUGUUGCCUCGCAACAAUAUGUACUUCCAAAAAAUGAAAGAAUUCUUAAUGCGUGUUGUCUUAGACGAGGAUAAUGCAGUCUUCCAUAUUUCAAUAGGAUCUUUUUUUGAAUCGAAUUGUGAUUUAAAGAUAUUAUCUUCUCCUAUCUCAAAUAAUUCCAUUUGAUAUUCUUUGGGCGCUACGUCGAUAUCAACAAGGUGUGGUUCGAAAGUUAAUUUAAGUGUGACAACAAGUUUUUCAAAAUCUGAGAACCUUUUAUUAUAUUCUUCAAUUAAUAUAUCCAGAACAGAAACAUACUCAUCCAAAUUUUGAGGGGAAUAAUUUUGCUCCAUCAUAAUUUCCGAUAACUGUGGGAAAUGUUCUUUAGAAAUUUCUAAUCGACUUAGUAAAGAUUUAAAGAAUAAAAGUUUUUUUCGAAAAGCUUGAAUUUUUUGCCACAUUUCGUAUAUAUAUUUAGUUUUUCCCUGCAAGUUUAAAUUCAAUUCAUUUUGCUUCAUUUUCAUGUCACAUAAAAAGGCAGCAUUUCUACAAAAUUCUUUAUCUGAUAAAUCGCAAUAUUCUUUUGUUCUUCAAAAAAUUUAAUUAUUUGUUGACGCAGGGUGAAUAUUUUUAGCAAAACUUGUCCCCUUGAUAGCCAACGUAUUUUGCUAUGAUAUGGUAAGUCUCCAUUGAAUGUGUGGCGGGGAAGGAAUCGAGGUGAUAGCAGAUAGAAUGUGACAUUUCCUUCUUAGUCAGUGGCGUACCGUCCAAUAAUUGAACGGUAUUUAAAACAAUUUUUUUGUUUGAAUAAAUGAUUACUAAUGGUAUUUUUAGUAUCGUAAACUUUUUUUUAUCGUUUAGUAUCGUAAAUUUUUUAUAAUUUUUAAUUUAUGAAAAGGCCACAACUUGGGCAAGAACAAGCAACAUGCGGCCUUAAGGCCGCACGUUCGCCACCCCCGGUCCAGUCUAUCGCGGUUCUCUCUUAAUUAUUCUAAAGCACAAAAAAGGUAGCGUGAAAUUUGAUAUAAUACGCAUACCGGUGUUAUAUUACCAUUACAUGUAGUUAAAUAUUACUCUCGGAGGGAUAAACAUAUUUAAAGUCAAAAUAAUCACAGAAAUCCAUAGGGAAGUUUAUUUUAAGGAAAAAAUGUCCCUUAAAUUUUUUUCGAAAACACAACAUUUUUCUGUUUCUUUUGAUUUAUUAUCUAUAAACGUUGAUUUUUAUCUAAUAAUUCAUUCGGAUCCUUUUUUAUCAAAGUCGGACUUCUUGAAAAACCAAAUCAACUGUUUUUGUUCUGUUUUUGACGGUAAAAUACUAAGCAAGUUGCGAAAUUGCAAGUUAAAGAAGAUGGUGGCGUAUUUAUCUAAACCUAAGGUCGAGUCAUCAAAAGCAGUUUAAACUUACCUAUACAUUAUUAAAUACAGCAGGAACAAGCAGAAUUUGUAAAUGUAAAAGUUACACGUGAGCAAGUACUGAACCUGAGACAACUCAUUGAAAGCUUGAGAGGAUUUCAAGCACCUAUGAUAAUAUGAAUACGCUUUGUUGACUACCCGAAGGCAUUCGAUUGUUUAACCUGACUUAUUAAAUAUUUAUGGUGAACAUGUCCUAAGGAAGGCUUUAUAAGGACGUGUAGGUGGAGUAACAGUGGCUGGUGGAAAAAAUUUCCAAUUUACUUUUUGCACUAUGAUUGCUGAUCACUCUACAAUUAAAACAACUAAUGAACAAGUAAUGCUAAAUCUCCUCCGAAGAGUUGAGUUGGAAAGCAUUAAGUUGGUCUUGAAAUUAGUAAAGGUAAUACAAAAAUAAUGGUGAUAGAUAAAUUCAACACUAUUGGACUCAUUAUACUACUCAAUCUGGGAGACUACCAGUGGAGAACAGUGGAGGUCACCAAUGGAGGACAUUUGUUAGGAGUAUUGGAGAAAAUCACGAUCCUCAGUAAUGGGGGAGAGAAUGAAUGGGGGAAUAAGAAAGAGGGAGAAUGAGAGAGAGAGAGAGAGAGAGAGAGAGAGAGAGAGAGAGAAAGAGACAAAGAGAGAGAAAGAGAGAGAAAGAGAGAGAGAGAGAGAGAGAGAGAGAGAGAGAGAGAGAGAGAGGGGGAGAGAGAGCUCUCCCUACGGCACUCCAGCCUGGACCACGUGUUCUAUUUGAACCCUAAACUGUCUAUUGGCUAGAUACGAUGAAAGAAUGCAUAUUAUUGCCUUGCUGUAUCCGAGUUUACUCAUUUUGUGAAUAAGCCCUUCCUGACACACUUUAUCAAAUGCACUCGAUCAACUUUAACAUUUGUAGCUCCCUGGAGUAUGGUUCUAAAACCAAAUUGUAAUUACGAUACCAUUUCUAUUGUCUCUGACUCUUCUUUUAACCUAGCUAGUAAAAUUCGUAGGCUGUUAGGAAUUCGUAAGUUAAGAAAUUAUUGUAAAGCCAAAUGAAUCAAUCUUAAAAUUCUUAAAAUCCGUAUUAAACAAUUUAUGUUUGAAAAUUUUUGUAUGAACAUACGAUCUGAAUAUCUUUUACUUUUCCACAACUUAGAAAUGACAAAACCCGUCCUAAAAGAACUGUCGGACAUGACCUAACAUAUUAUUUAGUCAACAAACUAUUUCGUUACCAUAAUAUUUAGUUACCAACUUAUAAAUAUAAUAAUUUGUUUUAUUGAAAAUUGUAUAUUUUAUAAAUAUAACAUUUAUAUAAAAUAUUUUGUAUAAAAUAUUGGUGAUAUUUUCCUUAAGGGGAAAGGCGAAAAAUCUUGGUCCAAAUCUAUUUAAAUGAAAUUUUUUUCUAAUCCUGAGAAAACUAAUAAGUAUUUUUGAAAAAUUUAAAAGCAGAAUGAAAGAUGGCAAUAUUAGCGAGGACCGAAAGUCCCUGAAAACUUCUAUGAUGUUUAUUUUAAUAAAUUAUAGAGGUAAAAAAAAGAGAAAAUUUAGUGUGAUUUUUAAUUUCAACUAUUCCAUUCAAUAGAAACUUUUUGUUUAUUUUAAGGCCUCAAGUAGAUGCCUUAGACUUUCGGCCCUCGGUAAUAAUGUAAUAUUUCAUUCUGCGUUUAAAUUUUUUAAAAACAUUUAUUAGUUUUCUCAGGACUCGAAACAUUUAAAUAGCAUUGGACCAAGAUUUUGCGCCUACCCUCUUAACGCUUCGUUUAACUCUCCCUCAUCAAUGUUUAUUUCUCUGAUAUCUGAUUAGAUAUUUUAAAAAAACAAAUAAUACUGUUUGGUAGAUCCGAAUUUAAAAAUUGUAUUGACUGGAUUAGAACACCCUGUGUUGUAAAAAUGUAUUAAGACAAUACUGAAACUGUACUGGAAUUCUGUGUUACAUUAUAAAUAUUAGGUAUUACUAGAAGUAUAUUUUACUAAAAUUGUUGUACAUUAUACCAAAAAUAUUGCCAAAUUUAUGUUUAGUUUUAGUUCAUAUAUUUAUUUACACCUGAAGUAAUUAAUAAAGUUGAAUAUUUUCGA